AUGAUCAAGCUGGGAGUGAUACUUGCAGGGUUCGUUCCAUCUUCAGAAACUCCUAAGAUUACCUUAGAGGAGAUCAGAGAAGUCCACUACAAGCUUUGUAAAGCCAUUGAAGGAAUCAACUCAUUCUUCGGGAUCCAACUGAUUUGUCUGUUCGCCUACAUCUUUGUCCUUGCCGUAAUCAAUCCGUAUUACAUCGUAGAUGGACUCAUCAGACCUCCGUCCAGUGGCUUUGACAAGUUUAUGAUUGUCAAGCAGAUAUCUUGGUGCUUGUUUGCUGUCACUUUGUUAAUUUCCAUCACUUGGGUCUCAACCUAUACCACUUAUCAUGUCAAGUUGGCUCUGAUGCAGAUCUCCAAUAACACAUGUGAAUUCAGUGUGCUUGACCUUUUCAAAAUUAACACAACCAACAUCACCUCAUUUGCAGGAAUGGCGGUCACAUACUUCAUCGUCAUUCUACAGUUUGAAAGCUCAAACAAACACUGA
Molecule: messenger RNA, 483 nt
Organism: Macrosteles quadrilineatus (aster leafhopper)
Lineage: Eukaryota; Metazoa; Arthropoda; Insecta; Hemiptera; Cicadellidae
Exons: 4
Coding region: 1-483 (160 amino acids)
Biological process (GO): sensory perception of taste
Cellular component (GO): membrane; axon; dendrite
Source: RefSeq, a predicted model, not a curated record